AUGGUUCGCGUCCUCGUGUUUGGAACUGGAAGUAUCGGCAUUGUCUACUCCAUGAUCCUCACUCGCUCGGGCGUGGAUCUAUCCUGCAUCUGCCGAUCCAACUACAUAGCGGCAAAGGCGAACGGGUUCACCGUUCACUCGACCAUCUUCAGCAGUGAGACGUUCUAUCCAAAACUCUAUCCAUCAGUGCAAAACGUCUCCAACUCUGAAGAAGCGCCUUACGACUAUAUCCUAGUGACGACAAAAGCCUUUCCCCGACAGACUACCGACGGCUCUGUCCCGGCUCUGAUAGCUCCUCUAGUGUCACUAUCUACGACGAUUGUUCUCAUCCAAAACGGGAUUGGGAUAGAGCGGCAGUAUAGUGAACGGUUCCCACACAACCCGAUCAUCUCGUGCGUCGCAUACUUGCCAACUACGCAAACCGCACCGGGCGUCGUUCACCACACGGAGGUAGAACGCUUACAACUUGGUACAUUCCCAGCAGGCGGGGUUCCGGAAUCCCAUCACCACGCAGCUGUGAAGCUGGCCGCUCUUAUGAAGACGGGUGGGGCUACAGUGGAGGUUUACCCAGAUGUUCAAGUAGCGAGGUGGAGGAAAUUGAUCGGAAAUGCCUCGUGGAAUACCAUCUGUGCCCUUUCGCGGUGCCGUGACCUCGAGUUUCUUAAAGCGUCACCUGUCGCAACGAAUAUGGUUCGGAGCGUCAUGGAGGAAGUGGUGGAUGUAGCGGUUGCCGCGGGCUAUGGAUCCGAGAUCGGACUGGAGGAUGUGGCGAUGCAAAUGGACCGGAGCUCUGCUAGAGAGUGGCCCGGAGUUGAACCGAGUAUGUUAGCGGAUGUGAGGUCGAAUAAGCCUAUGGAGGUGGAUGCAAUUGUGGGAGAACUGGUCUACUUGGGGAGAGAGCAUGGGGUCUCCAUUCCACGGUUGGAGUGUCUGUAUGCCCUCAGUUCUGGUCUCAGUUGGAGCCAGAGAGAGACCAAUAGCCAGUAG
This is a messenger RNA of Aspergillus caelatus, 987 nucleotides long. Its product is annotated as ketopantoate reductase family protein. NCBI's taxonomy places the organism in Eukaryota, Fungi, Ascomycota, Eurotiomycetes, Eurotiales, Aspergillaceae. Gene Ontology annotation, cellular component: cytoplasm. The coding region runs from base 1 to 987 and encodes 328 amino acids. Gene Ontology annotation, biological process: pantothenate biosynthetic process. The transcript has a single exon. The record is from RefSeq and is a predicted model, not a curated record. Gene Ontology annotation, molecular function: 2-dehydropantoate 2-reductase activity.